UGGGGCCGGGAGGCGGCGGCCGCACCGCGGGCCCGCCGCUGCGCUCGCCUCCGGCCAGCAUCCCGCGGGACGUUUCUGCAGCUCCAGACGCUUGCUCUUCUCCCCGCAUCCGGCUUUGACCAGCCAGCCUGCCUUACGGGUAGUGGGUGUCGCCUGCCUCUUUGCUUUUGCUUCGGCUCUCGGCGUUCUUUCUGUAAAUGCCGCACACUUGCGAGUCUCGGCGCGCAGGCCUUCGUUCAAGAGACACCCGUGGCCACAGGUGGUGGGCAUUUGCGCAGUUAGCGGCUCUUUUCGUGAUACUAUCUCCCCAGCGCUUGCAGUAGAAGGCCCCACUUGGGCCAGUUGUUUUGUGCUUGCUUGAUUGCCUGACAUUUUUCUGUCUUGAGUACUAUAUUCUUUCACCCUGAAACCCGCUGAAGACUGUUAUGUGAAGAAACUGAGGUUUGGAGGAGGUAACUCAAUUCCCAGAGUUACAGUUAAGUUAAUCGCAAGGAGAAGCCAAAUCGGAUCUCUGUGUUUGAUGGUGGUGGUUGCUUUUCAACCCCACUUAACUCAUUAAGGACUUAGGCUGACUCUGUACCCGCUGCAGCUGUUAGCACUUGAGAGCUAAGUACUUCUAUGAAUUAAGUGGUGAUUCUUGGCUGAAAGAAGAGAACCUUUCCGACAUCUGCCCAAAGACAGAUGUCUCACAUGCUGCGUGCUUCUAAGACUGCUUGCCUGACAGCGGCGUAGUCCUCAUCUGGAAGCUGGUCGGACAUCUCAGAUUCCCAGACCCCACUGCACCCACUGAGCUUGAACUUGCUUUUCUAACAAGAUUCCUUAGAAUUUAAGAAGAUUGUAUUCAUGUACAUGUCAUAGAAGAUGAAUUCAUCCUCUUCUACUAUGAAUGAAGAGCCUGAUGCUCUGUCGGUAGUUAACCAGCUACGGGAUUUAGCAGCAGAUCCCUUAAAUAGAAGAGCCAUCGUCCAGGAUCAGGGAUGUCUGCCUGGCCUUAUUUUAUUUAUGGACCAUCCCAACCCCCCUGUUGUUCACUCAGCUCUGCUUGCGCUCCGGUACUUGGCUGAGUGUCGUGCGAACAGAGAGAAGAUGAAGGGAGAGCUGGGCAUGAUGUUAAGCUUACAGAAUGUCAUCCAGAAGACUACAACUCCAGGAGAAACAAAACUUCUGGCCUCUGAAAUCUAUGACAUCCUUCAGUCCUCCAAUAUGGCUGACGGUGAUAGUUUUAAUGAAAUGAAUUCACGUCGAAGAAAAGCUCAGUUUUUUCUGGGAACUACAAACAAACGUGCCAAAACAGUAGUUUUGCAGAUAGAUGGUCUCGAUGAUACGUCUCGAAGAAAUCUGUGUGAAGAGGCUUUGUUAAAAAUUAAAGGUGUUAUAAGUUUUACUUUUCAAAUGGCUGUUCAAAGAUGCGUGGUGCGAAUCCGUUCGGAUUUGAAAGCAGAGGCUUUGGCCUCAGCAAUAGCAUCAACCAAGGUCAUGAAAGCUCAGCAAGUCGUGAAGAGUGAGAGUGGGGAAGAGAUGCUGGUCCCAUUCCAAGAUGCCCCUGUGGAAGUGGAGGAAAACACAGAGCUACCUGACUACCUACCUGAGGAUGAAAGUCCCACAAAGGAACAGGACAAGGCAGUGUCCCGCGUUGGCUCACAUCCUGAGGGUGGAGCCAGCUGGUUGAGCACAGCUGCAAACUUUUUAUCCAGAUCAUUUUACUGGUGACUUCAACUUCAGUUUGGGGCUCAAGGACUGUGCAAACCAACAGGGGGCCAGCUUUCCAUUGUUGUGGUGAACUGUCAAGUGCAAUUUGCAAUAGAUUAUCAUGGAAAGUUUCUAGAUUACAUGACUACAUAUGCUGCAUUUUACAUUUUAUUGGACAUUUUCCCCACCGAAUGGUAAACAGGACAGAGGCUGUAGGUGGAAUUUGUUUAUGAAGGUAUUUUGGUAUUGUUUUCCUUUGCUUAAUUGCCUCACUAUUUUUUGAAAAACAUGGGUCCACUGUUAAAACCAAAUGUAUGUGCAGCUUUACAUUCUGUUUUACAUGAAGCAUGUGACUAGGAAAAACUCGUUUUCUCCUCAAGCCUCAGGAGCUUUCUGAAGAGAAGUUUUGCAUAGCUCAAGUUGUGCAUGAAUUUACUGAGUAUUUUUAUCAGCUUUUCUUCAUGAACGAUACAUGACAUGUGCUUUGGUACCCUUCUCUGGAAGUUGAAAACAUACCUAGUUAGCCCCCUUCUGUGCCUUUUUUAUUUUGCCAACCAUGUUUAUAGAAAGGACAUUAUUAAUGGCAUUUUGCAAAUGGAAUUAUUUUCAUUUGAACAUACCUUAAAAAAAACUACAAAAAACUGUACAAUCUUACUUGUUAUAAUUUUAAUAAGGUUACUGUAAGCCAGUUAAGACAACUGGGACGUGAACAGCAGCAAAGUGCAUUUGGGAGAAUUUGGAUGUGACCAAGCAUGGCUCUGUUGACUCCUGCUUACUUAGGUUAUAGUGGCUCUUGAGAAUAAAGUCCACUGUGAUCUUGUGAGCAGCCUUACCCUGUGAUGACACUGUGUCCUGCUAGAGAAAAGUAAUAGAUUUUUUGUUUUGUUUUGUUUGGCUUUUCAGGACAGGGUUUCUCUG
Molecule: messenger RNA, 2607 nt
Organism: Onychomys torridus (southern grasshopper mouse)
Lineage: Eukaryota; Metazoa; Chordata; Mammalia; Rodentia; Cricetidae
Gene: Armc1
Product: armadillo repeat containing 1
Exons: 7
Coding region: 862-1710 (282 amino acids)
Molecular function (GO): metal ion binding; protein binding
Source: RefSeq, a predicted model, not a curated record